AUGAACGACUCUGGUGAAUAUCGGUGUGAAAUGCUUGGAAAUACGUCCUCCAAGAGUCACACUAUCACUGUCAUUGUCAAGGCUGCAAAGGACACAGGACACUCUCAGACUAAUGAAACCAGAACAACGACUCCAAAUGGUCCUGGGAAAGACAAGGAAAACUCACUGGAUUGGCUCCUUUAUAUUUACAUCUCAGCUGGGGCUCUGGUGCUCAUGGUCAUUGUGGUUGUGACCACUUGCAUACUGAAGUCUAGAGGGUCAGAACGGCCAAGAGCAGCAAGGCGGAAACAGGAUCAGGUACAGAGGGAUUUGCAGUCUGCAGUGCCACUGAAUGAGAACGGACGGCCGCAUCCGUCUCUCCCGGCCUGCCCCCCGCCCAGCUUACCCGACCGGCCCAGGAGCAUCCGCUCCCCGCACAGCCAGCGUCCCCCCAGCCUCGGGGCCACUCCGGCCCCCGCCCCGGUCCCCGUCCCGGGCAGGAGAAAGUCCCGCACCAAACGCACUCCCGCCACAGCGGCCCCGCCCUCCGGCGGCGCAGGCAUGCCGACGGCAGCGGGCGGCGGCGGUGUCUAUGACAACGACAGGGAAGAGGCCGAGAGUCCGAUUGUGUACGCGGCCCUCAACCACCAGGUGGCACGCAAGGGCCCAAGCCAGGACCACACCUACGUCCCCAUGCAGGAUCUGACUGAGUACGCAGCCAUCCGCCUCUCCUAG
Messenger RNA from Conger conger (European conger), 714 nucleotides. RefSeq lists its product as uncharacterized. The coding region runs from base 1 to 714 and encodes 237 amino acids. Gene Ontology annotation, biological process: immune response-regulating cell surface receptor signaling pathway. The record is from RefSeq and is a predicted model, not a curated record. Gene Ontology annotation, molecular function: signaling receptor activity. Lineage: Eukaryota; Metazoa; Chordata; Actinopteri; Anguilliformes; Congridae. The transcript has 5 exons. Gene Ontology annotation, cellular component: plasma membrane.